Molecule: messenger RNA, 634 nt
Organism: Emiliania huxleyi CCMP1516
Lineage: Eukaryota; Haptophyta; Isochrysidales; Noelaerhabdaceae
Exons: 1
Source: RefSeq, a predicted model, not a curated record
CAUGGUCGGGCUCGCCGUCAUCUACAUGCUAAUGCUGCCGCUCGAGUUCCUGCCCGCCCUUGGCCUCUACACGCCGCUUCCCGUCCUAUGCGUCGCCUGCUUCAUCGUAGCGUCGGACGAGGUUGCGCGCGAUAUGGAGGUGUCCUUCCGCGGCAACGCGAACGGUGUCGACCUCCUCGAUCGUAUCAACACGCUAGACGCGGAGACGGCCGGCCUGCUCGCAGUGCGAAGCGGUCAGGUCGUGAGGUGCUUCGACGUGUUUGGCUCGGCGGCGCCGGCAUCAAGGCGCGACUCCGCGCCGGCGACUAGCGCCGCCAUCCUGGCUGCCACGGCGCGCUCUUCCAACGAGCGCGUGACCCUCAGCGCGGCACCGCAGUUCUCCAGCCAGCGCUCCGAGAACGGGAGCCCGAGGGCCGCCCCAACUGCGGCAGCAGGCCGGUCGCCGGCGCCACCGCAUCCCGUGCGGCGCCGUUCGCUGCCAAAUCUCGUUCAGCUGAGGGCACGAGCCGCCUGUAUCCUGCAGCACGGCCGGCCGUCGCCCACGGGCACGGCCAAUGGAGAGAGGGAGAUUUAGAGAGCUGCGAUUAAAUAAGAGAAAUGCGUGGACAACGUGUAGUCACUUUUUUGCUUGUGU